AUUGAUAUGAUAACACAGUAUAUUUAGUCCCCAAGCAACUGCGCGUGAGUUGAUACGCGCAUUUUGUUGUUUUGCUUUAAAAAAUAUAUAAAUAAAAAAAGAUGAUAUUCAUCAUCUGGGCGUUACUGAUCGUAGCCGGUCUGACACUCUACUUCAGACAGAUUUACUCCAGAUUCACCAAAUAUGAGGUGAAGCACUUCAAACCCGUCCCGUUCUUCGGAAAUAUGGUCAAGUUCAUCUUCCGUUAUGAACAUAUGACGCAAGACAUGGAUAAUCUUUACAAAGCGUUUCCUCAUGAAAGAUUCGUUGGAAAAUACGAGUUUACUGUGCCGAAAAUUGUAGUCAAUGAUCUUGAAUUGAUAAAGAAGAUAACAGUGAAAGAUUUUGAGCACUUUAUUGACCACCGGAUAUUUGCCGAUGGAAGUUUAGACCCAAUCAUUGGCAGAAAUCUUCUGGCAUUGAAAGGUCAAGAAUGGAAGGACAUGAGGUCAACGCUGAGUCCUGCUUUCACCAGCUCCAAGAUGAAACACAUGCUGCCUUUCAUGGUAGAGGUUGGAGACCAGAUGGUGAUGACCCUCAAGAAUCAGAUACAACAGUCAGGAGUUGGUCAUACAGACGUUGAUGGAAAAGACCUUUCGACUCGUUGUACAAAUGACGUCAUCGCGUCCUGUGCCUUCGGCCUCAAGGUCAACUCUCACGCUGAGAAGAACAACGAGUUCUACAGGAAGGGCAAGGACGCCAUCACCUUCAACAUCAUUCAUAUCUUGAAAAUCUUCGCUUAUAGCGUCUGCCCUCAGUUGAUGGCGAAACUGAAAGUCUCUGUAUCUUCUCCCAACACCAAGCAGUUCUUUGAAUCUAUUGUCAUGAACACAAUACGUGACAGAAAAGAGAAACGCAUCGUCAGACCGGACAUGAUCCACCUUCUUAUGGAAGCGAAGAAAGGAACAUUGACGCAUGAUGAUCAGACGGCAGAUACGAAUGCAGGUUUCGCGACAGUUGAAGAGUCUUUUGUCGGCAAAAAACAGAUACACAAAGAAUGGUCUGAUGACGAUUUAUUGGCUCAAGCUAUGAUAUUCUUCCUCGCCGGCUUCGAAACAGUUUCAACAGCAUUGUCCAUGGGUCUGCAUGAGCUGGCUGUGAACCCUGAAGUCCAGGAGAAGUUGCUGAGGGAAAUCAGAGAAAACGAGGUGAAGAACGGUGGCAAGUUCGACUACAACUCUAUACAGCACAUGACUUAUAUGGAUAUGGUUGUGUCAGAAAUCAUCAGACUUUGGCCACCAGUGCCGUCGCUAGACAGAAUGUGUGUCAAAGAUUACAACAUGGGGAAGCCUAAUGACAAAGCGAAACAAGACUACAUAAUUCGUAAAGGCGAAGGUAUUUUCAUCCCGGUAUGGUGUAUACACCGCGAUUCCCAAUAUUAUCCGAACCCCCAGAAGUUUGACCCUGAGAGGUUCUCGGAGGAAAAUAAACACAAUAUCAACCCUCUCGCCUACAUGCCUUUUGGGGCUGGACCAAGGAAUUGUAUUGGUUCAAGGUUCGCCCUGUGCGAGUUGAAAGUGAUUCUGUACCAGCUGCUGCAGCACUUCGAGCUGUCUCCGUGCGAGAAGACCAGCAUUCCACCUGUGUUCUCCACGAAGACCGUCAACUUGACCAUAAAGGGGGGGCAGUGGGUGCGACUAAAGAUGCGAAAAAUGAUAUUCAUCAUUUGGACUCUGGUGGUCAUCGCUGCUCUGACGCUGUAUUUACGGCAGGCUUACUCCAGAUUCAGCAAAUAUGGGGUCAAGCACCUCAAACCCAUGCCUUUCUUCGGGGACAUGUUCAGAGUCAUGACCCGAUUAGAACACUUUACACGGAAUUUCGAGAGGGUCUAUGACUUCCCCAACGAAAGAUUUGUGGGAAUGUACCAGUUGGUGAAGCCAAUUGUGAUGAUCAGAGACGUGGAGCUGGUGAAGAAGAUAACGGUGAAGGACUUUGAGUACUUCCUGGACCACCAAGAAAUCUUCGACGGCGCCGACCAAUUCUUCGGCAGAAAUCUGCUAUCACUAAAAGGACAAGAAUGGAAGGACAUGAGGUCGACCUUGAGCCCAGCGUUCACCAGCUCGAAGAUACGACAUAUGCUGCCAUUCAUGGUGGAGGUGGGAGACCAGAUGGUCAUGUGUCUUAAGGAGCAGAUAAAGCAAUCUCGAGUUGGCUACGUGGACAUCGAAGGCAAAGACUUGACUACUCGGUAUGCCAAUGACGUCAUCGCCUCCUGUGCCUUCGGCCUCAAGGUCAACUCUCACGCCGACCAGAACAACGAGUUCUACGAGAAGGGCAAAGAAGCUUCUACGUUCAAAUUCAAACAGCUUCUCAAAUUCUUCGGGUUCAGCACGUGUCCUAAACUAAUGUCUCUAUUGAAACAAUCGUUAUUUUCUGAGGAGAUAAAGCGGUUCUUCCAAACCUUGGUGCUGAGUACAAUGCGCAAUCGAGAGGAACAGAGCAUCAUCAGACCUGACAUGAUCCACCUUCUAAUGGAAGCUAAGAAAGGGAGGUUAAUUCACGAAGAUAAGACUGCGUUGGAUGCGAAAGCUGGUUUUUCUACUGUCGAAGAAUCUUCUUUUGGAAAAAGUAAUAUAAAUAGAGUUUGGACCGAUGGCGAUUUGGUCGCUCAGGCCGUAUUGUUCUUAGUGAUGUCUUUCAGUCUUCAGGAGUUGACUGUCAACCCUGAGGUCCAGGAGAAGCUGGCGCAGGAGAUCAGAGAGAAUGAAAUCAAUAACGGUGGCAAGUUCGACUACAACUCUAUUCAGAAUAUGACUUACAUGGAUAUGGUUGUGUCAGAGGUCCUCAGACUUUGGCCACCAGCCCUUGGAUUGGACAGAAAAUGUAUCAAAGACUACAAUUUGGGAAAAGCUAAUGACAAAGCUCAGGACUACAUUAUCCGCAAAGGUGAAGGUAUCAGCUUACCAACGUGGUGUUUCCAUCGUGAUCCCCAAUACUUCCCCGACCCCCUGAAAUUCGACCCUGAGAGGUUCUCGGAAGCCAACAAAGACAAGAUCAAUCCUCUUGCGUACAUGCCAUUCGGAGUUGGACCCAGAAAUUGUAUUGGUUCAAGGUUCGCUCUGUGCGAGGUGAAGGUGAUGCUGUACCAGCUGCUGCAGCACUUCGAGCUGUCUCCGUGUGAGAAGACCAGCAUUCCACCUGUACUGUCAACAGAUACCUUCAAUCUGAAGAUAAAAGGGGGUCAAUGGAUGCGAAUGAAGCUUAGGACGUAGAAAGACUUUAAAACGCGGUGGAUAAUAUUUUUGGGUAACAGUAGUGACGCGCCUUUAUUUAAACAGAUUGUCCUGUUAAAUUAUAUGUGGGUUUUAGCUUGUAUGAAGAGAGUUAUGAAUGUGGAUGAAGCGAAGGAAGUAUGCAGAGCUCGUGGCAAGUGAAAAGAGGUAGUCUCUGCUUACCCCUCCGGGAAAGAGGCGUGAUUUUAUGUAUGUAUGUUUUACCGAAUAACGAUAAUCCAUAUCUAUUUAACUCUUCUGUUAAUGAAUUACUGACAUACUAAACAGACAGACAACGCACAGCCCAAACCGCUGGGGCUAGAAUUUUUAAAUUUACCCUCGUAGCAUGUGACGCGCGACGCCGUUCCUAUCGCGCGAAUAACUGUUCCGUUUCAUAUCAUAAUAAAACGCAAAAUGGCGAUAGUUUUUCCGCGCUAUUAAAACCGCCUCAUCGUUGCCAAUGUCUUAAAAAGAUAUUACCUGUUUCAAUGUUAUUAUUCAAACUAGCUAUGCCCGCUUCUUCGUCCGCGUGGAAUAGUUAUUUUGGGCAUCAUUAAAGCCCUCGAGGAUUAAUAAUUUUCUACGACUUUUCCACAUUUGCCAUUAUUUCUUCGCUCCUAAUAGUUGCAGCGUGAUUUUAUAUAGCCUAAAGCCUUCCUCGAUAAAUGGUCUAUCCAACACAAGAAGAAUUUUUCAAUUUGAACCAGUUGUUCCUGAGAUUAAGCGUUCAAACAAACAAACAAACUCUUCAGCUUUAUAAUAUUAGUAUAGAUGUACCUGCUGUAACAUAGAGCGAUAAUAAACGGGACAUUUGAUCAGUUAUUUGUAUGUGUAUUCUAACUUAUGUUAAACUUAUGAAACUUGAGAAUUACUCACACGACAUUUUCUUGACAUUAUAUUUUCUAUGAUAUUGUA
Amyelois transitella is the source of this 4166-nucleotide messenger RNA. RefSeq lists its product as uncharacterized. The record is from RefSeq and is a predicted model, not a curated record. Gene Ontology annotation, molecular function: oxidoreductase activity, acting on paired donors, with incorporation or reduction of molecular oxygen; iron ion binding; heme binding. NCBI's taxonomy places the organism in Eukaryota, Metazoa, Arthropoda, Insecta, Lepidoptera, Pyralidae.